GAAUCCCAACCUAUCACAACCGUACUUCACCGCUUCCAACAAGAAAUGCCACUCCUUCACGAACAUGGCGUUUCACUAGUGGACUGUACACGGGCUUUUCGAGAUCAAAUUGAGGUUUAAACGUUGUGACGAGAGACAGACCUCGUUGCAACCUGAACAAGACACCGUAAGUACAGGUCAAAUCAGUGCAAGGAAAUCCAAGGAUAAGCAUACGCAGAAACCACAUUCGUGACUACAGUAACUAGCCUCCUCAAAAACUACAUCUCCCAGCGUACCCUGCAGUGAGUCCAUGUGGGCAUGCGUGGUCAUCCCCUCAGACUGGCAGAGCAGGCUGACAUAGCGGGGCCAGUGGGUGGCAUUGUCCUCCAGCCGACGUUGGGGAUCGAGGGGACAGCCGACGUUGGGGAUCGAGGGGACAGCCGACGUUGGGGAUCGAGGGGACAGCCGACGUUGGGGAUCGAGGGGACAUUCGGAGGGUGAAGGCGCUGCCUAUGCUCGUCUGGUGUGUGUGUGAGACUCGGAGCAUGGUGAGAGGCUGCGCUGGUUGUCAUGGAGCUACAGGAUAAGAAGCAGGAGGAGGGGGGAGCGGGGACCUUGGGCUUGUCCACUGGUCAGGCUCUGGGAACACUGAGGGACCAGCUCACCACCCUGCUUGACCAGCACCAGACCACAGGCCGUGGCAAACAACCCACUGCACAGGAGCAGUGGGUGAAAAGCUUCCUUCACCAUGGCAACCGCCACUCCUGUCUCCAUUGGCCGGGAGCCGCCCUCACACUGCUGGUGGUGGUGGGACUUCUCUGUUGUUAUGGCGACCAGCCGCACGGCAGUUCUGGGAUAGAGUUGGUGAACGCUGCAGCCCUCCUCAUGCUCUUCACGCUGAGCUUCAUGCUGAUUGGUCGACAGCAGAGGCUGAGGAGAACUGAGAUGGUGCACCGGCUCAACAGCAUCAUCAAUCAGCUCAACGGCUACCUGUCGGGCUGGGCAGAUUUGGGUGAGGGGAUGAGGUGGUCUCCCUCCCUUUACCCUGACCUGUACACCCCCUCCUCCCCCUCCUGGUCGCUCCACUGGACCUACCGCGACUCCAACCUGGUCAACCUGCCUGUGUCCCUACUGGUGGAGGGAGACGUCAUAGCACUACGGCCAGGACAGGAGACAUUCUCUUCUCUCAGAGGCAUCAAUGAUGACGAUCAUAUAGUUCUGGAGCCAGGGGACAUGUUCCCACCUCGUUCCCCCCCUCCCUCCCCCCGGGGGGACCAGAAGAGGGGUCCCCAGAGCCCCCAGCAGCACCGCCUCUUCAGGGUGGUCCGCACGCCCAUCCUCGACAGCGUCAGGAACAGUCUGGACCUGGCUCUGUCUCGACCAAUCACAGCCCUGGAUAACGAGAGGUUCACCGUUCAGUCCAUCAUGGCCAAGUUCGCCUGCCCUAUUGUACUGAUGACGUUCUUGGUUGUAAAUACAGUGCGUUAUUUCUUUGACGCCCCUAGCCUCACUCCUGGACGUUUCAACUUCAUCCAGCUGCAGCUGAUGGGAGUGCUGCCCAUCCUUCCCCUGCUGUUUCCUGUCAUGUGGGUUCUGGUCAACACCUAUGGCGAGGCUUGCGUCCUGGCUGAGUCCAGCAGAGCUUCUCCUACUGGCCUGCUUGCUAAGUUCUCCGAGGACACUUUAAGCAGCUACACUGAAGUGGUUUCAUCCCAGGAGAUGCUGCGGUGUGUGUGGAGACACCUGCUGGGCGUGCUGAAGGGAGAAUCACAGACACUCUGCUAUACUUCCAGCCUGCUACACACACUUGGCUCUGUCACUGUGUUGUGUUGUGUGGAUAAACGGGGUGUAUUAUCCUGGCCUAACCCCAGUCCAGAGACGGUGCUGUUCUUUAGUGGUCGCGUGGAGCCGCCUCACAACGACAGUCAAGAAGACCUGCGAGACGACCUCUCUGUCAACUCCGAGGACCGGGACGAGACACUGGAGGGGGAGGCUCUGCUGUGUAUGCCAAUGAUGGAUGGGUAUGAGCCCAGCGAGACGUCACAUGACACUGGCUGUUCGCAAGCACGGGAGACACACACACGCACCAAACACCCCUCAGGAUCUAAUGUCAGCUUCAGCCACGACACUGAUGGAGGGGAUCAGGGCCCUGAACAGGAUAUGUCGGGUUGCUAUGACAACGAAGCGGAGGACUACGUGUGUGAUUACCACCUGGAGAUGUUGAGUCUGUCUCAGGACCAGCAGAACCCGGUGAGUAUCCAGUUCGACGAGCAGGGCUGGCAGUGCCACCUGCCCAGCCUCAAGCCCCUGGGCCUCAACAUCCUGCUCAACCUGUGCAACGCCAGCGUCACGCAGCAGCUCUGCCGCUUCUCCGACCACCUCAGUAACCUGGCGCUGCAGGAGAGCCACGGGGCCGUGCUGCCCGUCCACGUGCCCUGGGGACUGUGUGAGCUCUCCAGGCUUAUAGGGUUCACUCCUGGGGCGAGGGAGCUGUUUAAACAGGAGAACCACCUAGCUCUGUACCAGCUGCCCUGUGGGGAGAAGGCCAAGGAGUCUGUCCCUCGACGCCAACAUAACUUUACCAAGAGACAACCUCCCAUCAGCCACCUCAUCUCCCUCUUCAUCAGAGACUCCUCUUCCAAUAACGUCCAGAUGUUGUCUCACGGCUCAGCUGACCUCAUCCUGGAGGCCUGCACUGACGUCUGGGACGGAACCGAUAUCUACCCCCUCUCUGGCUCCGACAGGAAGAAGGUUCUGGACUUCUACCAACGGGCCUGUCUGUCGGGAUACUGCUCUGCUUUUGCCUACAAGCCCAUGCAGGUGUCUCUGUCCAACCAGCUCAAUGGGAAAUGUGUGGAGCUAGCCCCCGGACCCAACCUCUUCUCUGGGGUAGAACUGCCCUCCACCACCCCUAUCAAACAUGUCUCCCGCAGGAACUCCUGGAGCUCUGAUGAGGGUAUAGGAGGUGUGGAGAAGGACGACUGUGUUCAGGCUCUGAGUGGUCAGAUCUUCAUGGGGAUGGUGUCAUCACAGUUCCAGGCUCGUCUAGACACCGUCAGGCUCAUAGACGCUCUGGUCACCGCCUGCAUACGCUUCGUCUACUUCUCUAUGGAGGACGAACUACGCAGCAAGGUGUUUGCAGAGAAGAUGGGCCUGGAGACAGGGUGGAACUGUCAUAUCUCUCUGACCCCAAACAGAGACAGUCCCUGUGACGGCGCCCCCAACAGCCCCGGCCAGUACUCCGUACACGAUGAACAUCAAGACUCCAGAGAUGAGGCAGAGGGGCUGCUGUUACCAGAGGAGGAGCCCACUGAUGUCCCCAGCUUCCUGGAGGACUGUAACCGGGCGAAGCUACCUCGUGGUAUCCACCAGGUUCGUCCUCACCUGAAGAACAUUGACAACGUGCCUCUGUUGGUGCCCCUCUUCACCGACUGUACCCCAGAGACCAUGUGUGAGAUGAUCAAGAUCAUGCAGGAGAACAGAGAAGUGACGUGCUGCCUGGGGAGCUCUGCUAACUUCCGCAACAGCUGCCUCUUUCUACAGAGUGACCUCAGCAUCGCCCUGGACCCCCUGUACCCGUCGCGGUGUUCGUGGGAGACGUUUGGCUACGCUACAGGGGCAGGGCUGAACGGGGAGGUGGAGGGUCUGUCUCCUCUCAGUCUGUCUGGUCAACUCAACACCCUGGCCUGUUCUGUCACCUUCCACCAGGGGGAGUCGGUCAGCAUGGUCAAACUCAUAGAACAGGCACGUCACACCACCUACAGCAUCCGCAAGAGUUUCCUGUUCCUGUUGCAGUGUCAGCUGACCCUGGUCCUCAUCCAGUUUCUGGCCUGCCUUGCCCAGCUCCCUCCUCCCAUGAACAUCACUGACAUCCUGUGGCUGUCCUGCUUCAGCUGUCCAUUGCUCAGUGUGUCAUUCUUAGGAAAGCCACCAGACAGUUCUGUGAUGAAUGUAGCCACAGGGAAGAACCAAGAUGCCAUCCCCAGAAAGACGCAGACCUACUUCCUGGGUUGUUUCCUGCUGAAGUUUGGCCUGACCGUGUGUGCCUACCUCCUGGGCUUUGGCUUCACGCUGCACGAGGUCUGCCUGAGGACCAACAACCUGACACUGGCCGAUAACACCACCAUCAACUGUACUGAUAUCCUCAGGGUCAGUUCAGCUCGGGACGCUCCCCAUUGGUUCAGAGAGCUGUCCAACGGCCUGCUGCUCACUCAGAAGGUCAUGGCUGGGUUCCUGGCCCUGCACACCGUGGUCAUCUCGCUAAGUUACGUCCAUCGCUCCCAGCCUCUGUGGAAGAAGAACCCUUUCAGCAACACCUGGUGGUGCCUCACUGUCCUUGUAGUUCUGUUGGGUCAGAUGGUACAGGCCACGGUGGACUACAAGCUGUGGCAGGACAGGUCGGGUUCUUUGACCUUUGGCCUGAAGGACAUCCCCAUGCUGGCCUGGCUGUUGGUCUCCCUGUCCUGCCUGGUGGUGGUGCUGCUCAACGAGGCCGUCAAACUACACGAGAUACGGGUGAGGGUUCGCUACCAGAAGAGACAGAAGCUACAGUUUGAGACUAAACUAGGGAUGAACUCUCCCUUCUGAUUGACAAUUAACAGAAGGGCGUGGCAAAGCAUGCUGUGAACCAAUCAGCCCUCGGGGAAAGAUGAGGCACCAGAAUCUGGAGGAGGUCGAAGUUGGCCCUAACCACUGACACAGGGUCAGAUGGUUCUCAUCCCUCUGUUUGUUAGGAUUGGAGAAAGGGUUACCUGACUUUAGAUCUGUGGUUUAGGGGAACUUCUACCUUAAACCCAGAAUCAAUCAAACUCAUUGAGUGCCCAUUGACUUGAACCCAGGAUCACUCAACCCACCUCACCCCGAAAGCACUUUGCCUAGCAGGUCCUCCAAACCGCUACAUGUGCUGGGUGGUCGAACACUGCGAAAAUCCAAUCUUUUUUUAUUUUUUAGAUUUAAAUUAUAUUGUAUCAUUGUUAUGUUUAAAAAGAGGAAAAUCCCAAAGAAUGUUAUUUUCUUUUUUGCUUUUAAAAGACAGCUAAGAAAUGUGAAUAAUUUAUUAUCUAGUGGAAUGUUUUUCUUAACGAAUGGGAAAGGUUUUACUGUAUCCCCUACUUGAGUUUAGGGUCAGGGGGCUAUUUUCUCCUAGUCACUGGUCUCUGAUACUGGCUCACAUGGGGAUUAUCACACUUUAUCACACUUCAGCAUGUCUCCCCCUUUCACAUGAAUCCCAAUACCAUAGUAGAGUACAAUAGCCUUCACCUUGAAUGUAGUGUGUCAUUACAGCCACUUGCUGCUGUAUAUCUGAAUGCCCAAGCAGUGCUGAAAGGACAGGAGAGAUGUAUCUAGUAACAUGUCUCCGGUCUGGGACAAUGUCCUGGUCCUAAAUCUGUCAAAUAAUUGGCAUUGAUAGACCUGAAAAGCCUGCCAUUAAGGUGAAGUCUGGAGUCCACAAUGUAGUGCUAACCCUGUGGAUUCACUUGAAGCAGAGUCCACAAUGUAGUGCUAACCCUGUGGAUUCACUUGAAGCAGAGUCCACAAUGUAGUGCUAACCCUGUGGAUUCACUUGAAGCAGAGUCCACAAUGUAGUGCUAACCCUGUGGAUUCACUUGAAGCAGAGUCCACAAUGUAGUGCUAACCCUGUGGAUUCACUUGAAGCAGAGUCCACAAUGUAGUGCUAACCCUGUGGAUUCACUUGAAGCAGUUUCGGAAAGGUUCUGUUGACCAUACUAAGGAUUUCUUAACAAGGCUAUUCUUUAUAGCCCAGACUUCUAGCCAUGAAAUCAACGUGGCAUGUUCUUAACCAGGAUCCAAGAAUAUAUCCCUAUCCCUUGUGAUUUUCCUUCCUAACAAAUGUUUCCUUUGUUUCAACCACACGAUCCGACUCCCGAGCUAAGCCAAGGGCAAUCCUGCUCUAAUGCAAUAAGUAAUGAAGAUUCAUUUAAUUUACUAUAAACAAGUAAAAACCAAAUUUGUCUCUUUCUAGGUUAAUUGUAUUUUGAAGAAUGUGCUAGCCUGCCACUUUGAAACUCAUGUACUGUACGAAAGGGAUUUGUUUAAUCAUCAAUCAUCCUAGACUGGGUUGAUCCUUGUGUACAUACUGUUUUUCCCACCAGAGUUCUACUGAGGGACUGUGGUCUACUCAAGCUAAUAAGGUUUCGUCAGUGGUGUUCUAGAUUAAAAUAGCCUCGAGUUCUAGAGCAUCCCAGGUUAUUCUGAAGGUGCUUCAUGUCAUCCAGUUGUCUUUUUACUGGCCUGUGUGCUUGUUUCUGCAUUCGACAACAACCAUGUGCAAGCUGACUUAGUCCGCGAUUCAAUCCGAUCACGCUUGUAGACAAUGCUGCUUUCAAAGGCAAUGGUACCGCGUUCAUAGAGAUCCCAUUUUAAGGUUAAAGCUGCAGACCUCGGCUCAAUUGGAAAUGGCCUAUGUCAAGCGCUGAAUGGUGCUUUCGGAUUGAAGCCUGGCCUAAAGGCAGAAUUACUGAGACCCGCCAGGCUACCUGUCUGUGUUGGGUGAUCAUAUCAGUAGACCCAUUUCAACUCUACAAAUGAUGACUAGCUACAGAUUGAUCAGCCACUACUGUUCUAUUUUCAUUGUUGUAUGUUAUUUUUACAGCUUGACGUGUUGAUCUUCUUAUCCUUGUUUCCCAAAUGGCACCCUAUGCACUUCGGUCUGGAGUUUUUCCCCCUGUUGUAUCACGAGGUCAGAAAAAAACUCCUGUGCCCCAGUCAAACUGUAUACGUUUGAUCAUGCGUGGUGCGCCCACACCUCUCGACUUCUCACCACGUGCUCUGGUAUUGGUUACCCCUCUCUGUUUUGAAUGCGGGCUACAAUGCUCAUACGUUAUAUUGACAUGGGGUCGGAGCAGGGCCCAAGAUGGCAUAAAAACAUGGUGCCUACCUUUUUUUUUGUUUUUUUUAAUUAACACCUCAGGAUUGGGCCUCGCACACUUGUGGUCUUCACAAGCUCCCUUUGGUUGGUGCGUACUUACUUUAAGUGACACUAUUUCAUAGAAGAGUUGGUAGUUGCAUGGUCUGCUAGAUCUGUGUGUGAGGUAGAUGUCAUGUAAAAGCACGGGACUAUGUAGAAAUCCUUAUUGAAUGAACAACGUAUCUUAAAAGGGAAAACAGACUGAAGAUGUUGGUUUUUGUACAAUAGAAUGCAUCCACACACGGCACAUAAGUACAUUUCAAUCCAUUAUAAAAAUAAAAAAAAUGUAUUUCCCAUAUAUAUGACUGGACACAUCUACUCAUUCAAGGGGUUUCUUUAUUUGUGCUAUGUUCUACAUUGUAGAAUAAUAGUGAACUUCAAACCUAUUAAAUAACACACAUGGAAUCAUGUAGUAACCAAUAAAGUGUUACAUAUCAAAAUAUGUUUUAUAUUUGAGAUUCUUUAAAGUAGCCAACCUUUGCCUUGACAGCUUUGCACACUCUUGGUGUUCUCUCAACCAGCUUCAUGAGGAAUGCUUUUCCAACAGUCUUAAAGGAGUUCCCACAUAAUGAGCACUUGUUGGCUGCUUUUCCUUCACUCUGCAGUGCAACUCAUUUCUAACCAUCUCAAUUGGGGUUGAGGUUGGGGGAUUGUGGAGGCCAGGUUAUCUGAUGCAGCACUCCAUCACUCUUCUCCUUGGUAAAAUAGCCCUUACACAGCCUGGAGGUUUGUUGGGUCAUUGUCCUGUUGAAAAACAAAUUAUGGUCCCACUAAGCACAAACCAGAUGGGAUGGUGUAUCGCUGCAGAAUGCUGUGGCAGCCAUGCUGGUUAAGUGUGCCUUGAAUUCUAAAUAAAUCACUGACAGUGGCAGCAGCAAAGCACAAUCGCACCACCUCCGGCAGGUAGCCUAGUGGUUAGAGCGUUGGGCAAGUAACCGAAAGGUUGCUGGAUUCAAUCCCCAGGCUGACAAGGUAAAAAUCUGUCAAUCUACCCACGGUUCCCUGGGCACCAAAGACGCCAGCCCCCAACACCUCUCUGAUUCAGAGGGGUUGAAUUAAAUGCGGAAGGCAUAUUUCAGUUGAAGGCAUCCCCCUUUCCUCCAUGCUUCACGGUGGGAACCACACAUGCGAAGGUCAUCUGUUCACCUACUCUGCGUCUCACAAAGACCAAAUAUCGCAACUUUGGACACAGACCGGUGAAUUGUUCGUGUUUCUUGGCCCAAGCAAGUCUCUUCUUAUUGGUAUCCAUUAGUAGUGGUUUCUUUACAGCAUUUCGACCAUGAAGGCCUGAUUCACACAGUCUCUGAACAGUUGAUGUUGAGAUGUGUCUGUUACUUGACCCCUGUGAAGCAUUUAUUUGGGCUGCAAUCUGAGGUGCAGUUACCUCUAAUGAACGUAUCCUCUGCAGCAGAGGUCACUCUGGGUCUUCCUUUCCUCUGGCCGUCCUCAAAAGAGCCAGUUUCAUCAUGGCGCUUUUAUGGUUUUUGUGACUGCACUUGAAAGAAACUUUCAAAGUUCUUAAUCUUCCAGAUUGACUGACCGUCAUGUCUUUCAGUAAUGAUGGACUGUCAUUUCUCUCUGCUUAUUUGAGCUGUUCUUGCCAUAAUAUGGACUUGGUCUUUUACCAAAUAAGGUUAUCUUCUGUAUACCAACCCUACCAUGUCACAACACAACUGAUUGGCACAAACGCAUUAAGAUGGAAAGAAAUUCCACAAAUGAACAAGGCACACCUGUUAAUUGAAAUACAUUCCAGGUGACUACCUCAUGAAGCUGGUUGAGAGAAUGCCAAGUGUGCAAAGCUGUCAAGGCAAAGGGUGGCUACUUUGAAGGAUCUAAAAUAUAUUUUGAUUGGUAUCACACUUUGGUUACAACUUGAUCCCGUAUUAGUUUUGUCUUCACUAUUAUUUUACAAUGUAAAAAAAAAUAUAUAGCCCUUGAAUGAGUGUCCAAACUUUUGACUAGUUUUGUGUGUGUAUCUAAUAUAUAUAUUUCUCAUGUCAUUGCUUACAUGUAUGCAGAAAUAAGACCUUAUAGAUGCCAAGUCUAUGGUUUCAGUUUUUUUAAUGUUUUCAGUUUGAGUAUGCAAUGUGAACUCAGUGGAGCUUGGCCUGCAGGUGUUGUUUUUCACUACACAGAUCGACCUAGACACCUUCUUACCACUCUUCCACGACCCAGCUCCAAAUUGACCCCUAGAUAUGUGUAGAUCUGAAAGGACUGGAUCAGUGUAGGCAAUACAGUAGGUGGAUUGGGGUGGUGUUGAAGGUAGGGGAUGUAGGUGGAUUGGGGUGGGUAAACAGCAGUUUUGGUGGAACAACCAAGACUCUGGAACUUUGUCCAUAUUAAAAUGCGUAAAGCUGAACCUUGUGUCAAUUGACUUGAAAUGUGAGACUUUUUGGUGAAUUGAUAAACGUAUAUAUUUUUAAAGAUGUAUAAUUGGGGGUUUUUGUGCAAAAAUGUCAUGGUGUUUUUAAAUAAAUAUUCCACCUAACUAUAUGUAUUCCACAAAUGAAAAGCAUCCAAUGGCCUCUGAGAUACAACAGGGAUGUCCUGUGAAGAAUUAAGGCAGGCUGCUUGAGGCUUAGAGAAGGACAUGUUGAGAACGACUAUAGAAAGCACUUAUUAAAAUGUCUUUGAAUAACAAUAUAUGGGAGAGCAACUCAAUUUAAUUCAAAACUAGAUAGACUAGUAUUCUGACCCUAUAAAUCAGAGCUAUGGCUUUUACAGUACCAUAGUACAGUCAAAGAUGUGCCUCUUCAUCUCUGAUACAGUACACAGAUUAGACAGAAAUUGGUUAACAGCGGGUGGUCAGUAACCAAAAGGUCACAGACUAGGUGAAGAAUCUGUUGUGCCCUUGAGCAAGGCACCUAACCCUAAUUGAUUCUGUAAGUUGCUCUGCGUCUGCUAAAUGACUCCAAUGUAAACCUCAGUGGCGACCUGUCGUUCAGGGCAGGUGGGGCAGAGAUCCCACAUUUUUUGUAAAAACAGUGUUGGGCUUGCCUGUUUUGAAUGUAAUUUUUUUGCAUUAAUACGUGUUACAACAAUGUAUAAAAAACAUAUUGAGUUAAUAAAGCCGCAUACAAACAUGA
Messenger RNA from Oncorhynchus kisutch (coho salmon), 9993 nucleotides. Its product is annotated as transmembrane protein 94. The coding region runs from base 550 to 4566 and encodes 1338 amino acids. The record is from RefSeq and is a predicted model, not a curated record. NCBI's taxonomy places the organism in Eukaryota, Metazoa, Chordata, Actinopteri, Salmoniformes, Salmonidae. The transcript has 31 exons. Gene Ontology annotation, molecular function: nucleotide binding.